Molecule: messenger RNA, 531 nt
Organism: Fomitiporia mediterranea MF3/22
Lineage: Eukaryota; Fungi; Basidiomycota; Agaricomycetes; Hymenochaetales; Hymenochaetaceae
Exons: 3
Coding region: 1-531 (176 amino acids)
Source: RefSeq, a predicted model, not a curated record
AUGGUAUACGAACUUGUCAUCAUGGGCAUCACUCUGCGUCGAGCGAUUUCGUUCUGGAGACUAUCGGCAGGCUUCCGCGGGUUCCCACUCAUGCGAGUUAUCAUUACCGACCAAGUAUUCUAUUUCGCAUUAAUCGUCGCAUAUUGUGUAUUAAACAUGCUCGAAGGCACACUUACCACCUUCAACUCAGUCGCACAAGCCUUCGUAGCAUUUGGUGGAAGCGAAUCAUUUCUAUGCAUUCUCGGGAGCCACAUGUUGUUUAAUAUGAAAGAUGCUGCGCGACAUGGGGACUAUGAUGCAUCAACGGGUGGAAUUGUAACGCGCACAGUGUCGAAUGUGCAGUUUGAGAUGAAGACAUAUUCAAGUAGCAUGAAUCCGAGUCGUUAUACCGAAACGAACUGUGGAUCACAGAAUACACAUCCUGCUUUCAGCUCGGAUCGCGAGAGUAUCUACCGUGAUCCACGUGAUUUUGUUCAGAUCCCGAGAUCAUUGUGCCUGUCGCAUAUUGCUCCAAUGCCAUCGCCUAUUUGA